UAAAGGGUUAGCCGCUUGGCUUUUUCGUGACCUUAUCUCUCUCUUCUCGUCUAGCUUCUAUCCUCUCACUAACACGAUGCCAAUCUUAUAUGGUGUUCGCUGCUUUUCUUUAACAGGAAGAUGGUUAAGCCGUAACGGUAGAACGAGUGCCUUCUAGAUAUUGAGAAUUGUCAAAUCUCAACAAGGUUUUUUGACAAGUUUCAAUGUCUCAGAACACAGCCGUUUUUGCCGUUACUUAGUCUUGUCUCAGCUGUAUCUAAAUCCUCUGUCUCUGUUCAAAGAAAGUAUAUGUAGAGAUUUCUAUUUUAGAGAAAUGCAUUGGAGUAAAACCCAUCUCGUGUUCUUGGAAUACAUAAGAGAUGGUCUUAGUGGCCUUGAAAAGGCGUGUAACUAGUGUUCACCAAACGAUUGAUACACCAAGUUACUGAAUCACCCUCGGUAAUUUGAAUGUGUGAUGCAUCUCGCGAGGGGGUAGAAUCGAAUUUUGGUAUCGGAAGGGGUUUUUCUGGAGACGUAAACCCUAACUUUCUCUCAUUCGGCAAAUGCUAUAAAAAGCCAAAUAUUUCAUUAUUGUCAACACUAACCUUAGAAAAAAUGAUGAACAGCGUCUGUAUCAAUCCGUCAAACACAAUGUCUGCUUCUCCCGUCAAUGAUUUCCCUGGCCUCUACGCCACGGCGGAGACAGGUGUGUUCUGGGACAAGGAGGAAUGCGAGAUCACUGAUGACUUGAACGCUGCUCAGGUUCUCAAGAACAUGAGAAAAGGCCUUUUGGGUGGUGGUCAUCGUGGUCCUGUCACAUUCAACGCUUACGGUGAUAUGACUGGUCGUGACUUUGAAUCAACCGACAUCAAGCUCAAUCAUUUUCCCGCAGGAGAGAAAAACGCGAGACACACCAAAAUGUUGGAGGACAUUGUGGCUUGGGCAGCUGAGCAUCCUGAACCAUCGACGUUGAUGUUAGUCAUGAGUGACAUCUCUCAAGACUUUCUCGAUGUUGUUGAUCUUUUGACGACCAAGAAAAAUUACAGGUUUAUUGAAGUGCUUCCACAUUCACCACCACCACCAAGGCCACUGAUGCUGACUCUGUUGACUAAUGGUGAUUCUAGUGACUAAUGGUGAUCCACUAGUAGGAACUCUAAUAUAAUAAAUGUUGCAGACCACAUUCAGGGAUUAAAAAAAUUGAGUAGUUUUUUUUUUAACGCUCUCUUGGUUGUAAGAAAUGUUGGAUCAUCUUCUAAUGGAAUUUAUUAGAUGCUUUAACUAAAUAAUCUUUGGUGAUUUUUAUUUGUUGAUUAUUGUCUUC
Messenger RNA from Brassica oleracea var. oleracea, 1300 nucleotides. RefSeq lists its product as uncharacterized. Gene Ontology annotation, cellular component: peroxisome. The coding region runs from base 448 to 1110 and encodes 220 amino acids. Lineage: Eukaryota; Viridiplantae; Streptophyta; Magnoliopsida; Brassicales; Brassicaceae. Gene Ontology annotation, biological process: regulation of gene expression. The record is from RefSeq and is a predicted model, not a curated record. The transcript is spliced from 4 exons. Gene Ontology annotation, molecular function: RNA nuclease activity.